AUGGCAGAAUCAUCACGGAGAAUGAAAAGUAAAGAAUCAAAGGCGACAAAGAAGACAAAGUUGAGAUACGUACGUGAUGAAGAAGAGUCUGAUGAUGAUCGUCUUGACUUAGGAUUGUUGGAUGUUGAACCAGAUAACUUCAAUCCUACAUCUAACUUGUGUGACGACCCUUUUCUUAACAUUUUAUGUGAUGAUAAAAUGUUAAAGAAUAAUCAGUUUGAAGGGGACGAUGAAGCUGAUGUUGAAGACAUUCACCAGGAAGAGCUUGAGCAUGAACACCUUGAAGAUGAAAAUGGCUUGGAAGUGGGUGUCGAGUUCAGGGUGCACGAUCCUACCGUCAAGUGGAACCAAAUGAAGCCUACAGUUGGUGAGUUAUAUGAGUCUCCUGCUCAGUUAAGGUUUGCACUCACUAACUAUGCUGUAGCUAAUGGAUACCAACUUUGGUUCAUGAAAAGUGAUAAAAGCAGGAUAAAAUCUAUGGUUGAAACACAUCUUUGUGCAAGGAAUUAUAAUUUUGGACAUUUGGUUAGUUGUAAUUGGUUAGCAAAACACUACAUUAAGGACAUAAUUAGGAAGCCCAAAAUGACACUACCUGAGAUGAUGGAGGAUGUCCUUACAAAAUAUUCAGUGAAAGUGUCAAAGGGGCAAUGUCAUAGAGCAAGGGUAAGGGCAAGGGAGAUGAUAGAAGGUAAACUGGAGGAACACUAUGCUAAGAUAUGGGAUUAUGCCAACGAAAUCCUUAGAUCUAACCCUGGAAGGUGCAGACGUGUGAUUGGCUUAGAUGGAUGUUUCCUAAAGGGACAAAUCAAAGGGGAGAUUUUGACUGCUAUUGGAAGAGAUGCUAACAACCACGUGUAUCCAAUUGCAUGGGCUGUAGUAAAUGUAGAGAACAAAGAAAAUUGGACUUGGUUUUUACAGUUGUUGGUUGAUGACUUGGGUGUUGAGGAUGGAAGGGGUCUAGUUGUUAUUUCAGAUCAACACAAGGGACUUCUAGAAUCUGUGAAAGCUAUCCUUCCACAUGUUGAACACAGGCAGUGUGCACGACACAUUUAUGCCAACUUCAGGAAGAGGCAUACAGGAAGGCCAAGGAGGGGUGGAAAUGGUAUAACAAACAAGGAUGGAGAGGGAACUUCAAAACAAAAGGCAGUUAAGCUUGUAGUGAAAAGAAAGAAGAAGAUAAAGAAGGCUGGAGAAGGAUCCUCAAACCAGGAUGGCCAAGGUGGGGUUGAAACUGCAAACGAUGCAACUGUGCAAGAAGAAAAUGGAACUGUACAGGAAACUGCACCCAAAAUUGUGAAUGAUGCAGAUGCUAUUUCUGAUGAAAUUGAUGUAUUGUUGCAAAAAUGUGGUUAUGAACCUCAUGAGAUUGAACAGGCUAUAGAAAACUUGGAAAUGGGUGUAGAUGCUAAUGAGAUUGAAGAGGUUGUUAAUGAGAUUGAAGAGAACUUGCUUGAAGAAAACUUGGAAAUGGGUGUAGAUGCUAAUGAGAUUGAAGAUCACUUGGAAGCAGACUUAGAAGAGGAUGUUAAUGAGAUUGAAGAUAACUUGCUUGAAGAAAACUUGGAAAUGGGUGUAGAUGUUAAUGAGAUUGUGCCACUAGUGCAAGAAGUUGCUAUACAAGGUUUAGAUGCUAAUGCUUGGGUUGGUGAAGAUGAUGGGAAUAUUGACUUCAUUGAAGAUACACAAGUUGUUGGGAGGCCUAGGAAAAGGAAGAUUUCUGAGAGAAUUGUGAAAUCAAGCUGAAGAAAGCAGUUUAUGAUAAGGAUGGAAGGGGUUCUAGUAUUAAGAAACCAGUUAAUUGGAGUAGGACUAUUUAG
Molecule: messenger RNA, 1817 nt
Organism: Lactuca saligna
Lineage: Eukaryota; Viridiplantae; Streptophyta; Magnoliopsida; Asterales; Asteraceae
Source: the annotation of a GenBank genome assembly